Pogona vitticeps (central bearded dragon) is the source of this 4024-nucleotide messenger RNA. RefSeq names its product cathepsin D (gene CTSD). Gene Ontology annotation, molecular function: aspartic-type endopeptidase activity. NCBI's taxonomy places the organism in Eukaryota, Metazoa, Chordata, Lepidosauria, Squamata, Agamidae. The record is from RefSeq and is a predicted model, not a curated record. Gene Ontology annotation, biological process: proteolysis.
AAGCUGGUCAGCUGAUUGAGCCGGUCACGGGGUUGGACUGCUCGGUCAUCUCCCUGAUAUCAGAGGGUGCAAGUACAUAAACGGAGCAGCGCCUGCACCGGGGAGGGGGUUUAGAUCCUUCCGAGUUUGUCUCCUAUUGACCGCCGCUGUUGCUGCUCCUGCUGCGAGGAUGGGGCUCCGCUGUUUCCUGGUGUUCGCCUCUCUUCUGGCCGCUUCUUCGGCGCUGAUCAGAAUCCCAUUGAAGAAAUUUCCCUCCCAGCGCAGUAUCUAUAAUGAAUAUCAGACUGAUAUCCAAGACCUGACUGAAUUGGGGGAAAUGCUGAAGUACAAAUAUGGGGGUCCCGAUGCACGUACACCUACCCCAGAGGCUUUGAAGAACUACAUGGAUGCACAGUAUUACGGAGAGAUUGGCAUUGGGACACCACCACAGAAAUUUACUGUGGUCUUUGACACUGGAUCAUCCAACCUCUGGGUGCCCUCCGUCCAUUGUCACCUGCUGGAUAUUGCGUGCUUACUGCAUCACAAAUAUGAUUCAUCCAAGUCGAGCACAUAUGUGAAAAACGGUACAGACUUUGCUAUCCAUUAUGGUACUGGGAGCCUGUCAGGAUAUCUCAGCCAAGACACUGUAACGAUUGGUGACAUCUUGGUGAAAAACCAAUUGUUUGGUGAAGCUGUUAGGCAGCCUGGCAUCACAUUCAUUGCUGCCAAGUUUGAUGGCAUCCUUGGCAUGGCAUUCCCUAAGAUCUCUGUGAAGAAAGUGCAACCUUUCUUUGAUAACGUGAUGGAACAAGAACUAUUGGAGAAGAACAUAUUUUCCUUUUAUCUAAACAGAAAUCCAUCAUCAUCACCUGGAGGAGAAUUGCUUCUAGGAGGAACAGACCCACAGUAUUAUACUGGAGAUUUCAACUGGGUGAAUGUUACUCGCAAAGCUUACUGGCAGGUCCACAUGGAUAAGGUUGAGGUUGCCAAUGGCCUGACUGUGUGCAAAGAUGGCUGUGAAGCUAUUAUAGACUCAGGAACGUCUCUUAUUACAGGGCCAACAGAUGAAAUUAAAGAGCUCCAGAAAGCCAUUGGAGCAAAGCCAAUCAUUAAAGGACAGUAUAUGCUGCAAUGUGAUAAGCUGUCUACCCUUCCCACUGUGUCCCUUGUCCUAGGAGGGAAGUCUUAUGAGCUCACUGCAGAUCAGUAUGCCUUGAAAGUCACUGUGCAAGAACAAACACUUUGCCUGAGUGGAUUUUCAGGCUUGGAUGUCCCACCACCUGGUGGCCCUCUCUGGAUCUUGGGCGAUGUCUUCAUGGGCCCCUAUUACACAACGUUUGAUCGGGAUAAUGACUCCGUUGGUUUCGCAAAGUGUUCUGGGAAAGUGUAAAAGCAGCCAAUCACUACCUCCCAGAGUCACUCUGCAAAAUGCACUCACAAACACACUGGAGUUUUGUAUAUUGUGACUUACUAGCAUUAAGAGCAAAUACCAAUAUCGUAUUGAAUUUUCACUGAACAGAAGAUCCUGCUGGUCAAGUAACACAAGGUUGUGCCACUUGCAUAAAUGUCACUGUUGUACAAGCAGAUAUCUCUGUGAAGAAAAUCUUCCCUUCACUAGACAGCCAGAAUACUUGUGCAGGCAUUGUGAAACCAUGUUACUGAGCUGAGAGGACUUUCUGCUCUGAGUAAGCUCAAUAAGAUAUUGGCUAAAAUUAGGAAAGUAUAGAGAACUUUUGAAAAAUAUAAAUGAGGAGGAACAUACAUUUUAAUUUUCUUUUCUUUUUUUUAAUGAAAAAGCUAUUAGACUUUUCAUCAAUCAUUUGCCCCACCCACACAAAUAAAAGGUCCUAGAAAAGUUCUAGUAAAAGAAAGUUAAAUUCAAUUAGCCACAGCAAUGUAUGAACUGUCUCUGUAUCAGGCUACUUGAAACACUAUUCAUUUGUGAUAAUGUUUUUAUUUAGACUAUUAGAAUUAGCUGUUUUUCUCCUAUUCCAUUCCUAAAACCAAACCUUUAAAAAUGUUUCUAGAUGAACUUCCCUAACUAUUUUCCCCCUUUAAGGGAGGUUACAUCUAUAUGUUAGAUUUUUUUUAUCCCAGGUUUGCACUGUUACCAGAUAAGAAAAUAUGCUCAUUCUGUUUAUCAUAUUACAAGCAAUGAAUGCAGCAAAAAAAAGCUGAUUUGCAAGUUUUACAAACCAGACAAAUCCCCCAGUUGAAGAGGGCGAGGGGAGGGACUACAGCUAGUAGAGGAGUAAUAAUCAUGGAAAGGUUGCUUUUAUAACACGAGAGUGGUGUUCUCAAAUUUUAUAGAUGGCCACUUUCUGCACUCUAUUUGGGGAUUAAUGUAGUUUGACAGUGUCUCAUAAAACUCUUUUUGUUUUGCAAACUUUUUGAAUUUCCCUGCCUUGGGGAAUGAUGCAGGAUUUAAAAAAGGAAAAGGAGCUUUGAUGUGGUUUCUUCCAGUUGUUCAAAACCAUGAAGUAUUUCAAGCAGGCUUUUUGGUGUGAUGUUUGACAGAAGGUAGUUUUAAAGAAUCGAUGUAAACAUCGAUGUUUGUUCCUUUACAGACCUAUCUUCCCCCACUCCUUUAAGUCAAGUCUUUAUUACUGUAACACUUUCUGCCAGGACCACUAUAGGUUGUAAAGAAGAAAAGUCUUAAAGUAAAACUUAUCUAGGAAGGUGAACUGAUCUACACUGGUGAACCCUUGCCCGUAGACUUCUACAGCAAGUGUUUCAGGAAGAAAGACUUGCUCUUUGUCCUGAGCUCUAAAUUUGGUCUAGCCUUGCAAGCAACAGGCAUUAAAGAGCUGUUUAGGACAAGGAGAGCAGAUAGGUGAUUGUUACUGGUAGGAAAUGAAUUAGAAUGUUAUUAAUAUUGGCUUGGUGGAUUUCAGCACCUCUUAAAUUAAUCAGCAGUGUCCCAUGAUGCUUGGAUCCAAUCCCAAGGUUGUGAGACAGCAUAGGCAAAAAAAAGAACAAAACUCGAGAUCAGAAGAGCAAAGGCUGCUUGAUAUAAAGCCAGAAGCACUUCACUGAAGAUUUUCUCUGAAACUAGAUGAAAGUCUGGCACAUGAGAGCAAUGUGUUACGAAAUCUUAUGAAUGCAGGGGAAUAGGAGACAUCCAGAACUUCAGUAUCUCUUUAUGACUAUAUUACAUUUACUAAGCACUAUUCUUACCUGCUGGGAUGAAUAUCAUAAAGUAGUGGUUAAGAGACUUUGAAUGCUCCAGGGGAGGUGUGAGAUGGUGCGUACAUCAAAACCCUUUCAGUUAUGUGGCUACAUAGUUGGGUUUGCUAAGAAGGCUCUGCCAUUUACAUCAUGGUGUUUGUGGAAGAUAUAGACAUGUCCUUAAUUGAAAGGUAUUGAUAAACUAUAGCAUGCUAUGAGUUAGCUUGGAUGCAUAUGUUCCUCUGAACUCUCUGGUUACUGCUGCUCUCUUCUAAUGGUCUUCAGUUCUGAAUUAGUAAACCAACACCAAUGAAUAGCCUUUCAUUACAAAUAUCAAAAGCAAAUCAAUAUUCAAGGAGCCUUCCUGGCAAACUUAUUCUUGGAGAGAGAAAAUGCAUAGGAAGUGUCUUCAAACUUCUUUUCAAGAGGGAUUAACAUGAUCUUUCUCUGAGACAUAUUUUGCCUUCCUGAACACCAUAAAAUAAAAUGAAUGCCAUGUAAUUAAAAACUAUCUUGUUAAAACUGAAUGAUGGAUUGGCUUGUACCACUAUGCAUUACAAAUUUCAAGUGGAAAUUGUUAACAUAGCCUAAGCCUGGCUGUCUUAAAAGACAUGGCACAGCACAAAUUCUGAAGGACGAGAGUAAAUUACUGCAAACUCUUGGAAGGUGUUCCUUAAAUAGAAGUAUCUGUUUAUUUGGAAUGCAAAUUUGGCUGCUAGUUCUGUUUGCAAGUUUGCCUGUUUUUCCUGCUUUUUCUAAAUACAUGAACACAAUUACAGUUUCUCCUGUUGGAGAAAUGAAAUUUGCUGUCAUGGUUCUUCUCAACUUGUUACAGAAACAUUAAAAAAAUAAAUAUCGUGUUCUCCCCCAAAUCUUA